GCUUUGACACCAAUGGGGCAAUUGGGGUAGCAUUGAUGCUUUAACACCGCCGGCAACCAACCACCGCCCCGCCCACCUCCCGUACCGACUAGCAAUCAACUGUUAAUGUUGGAAUACAGGCCUACGCACAUCCGAGCAGCAUUCGCAUAUUAGCCUAGCGGAGUAUGGGAAGGAGUUUGUCCCGGUCACCGUCUUACUCUAGGCGUAGAUAUUCUCGGUCCCGUUCGCCGGUCAAUCACCGCCAUGGCAGCCAUAGAACCCGGCGGGACCGUAGCCGUUCACCUUACUCAAGCAGGCGAAGAAGUCGUUCUCCCCCUUUAAGGCACAGAAGAAGUCGUUCCCCAACACUAAAACGCCACAGGAGAAGACAGAGUAGGAGUUCCUCCUUGGACUCUCCUCCACCUAGGUCUCGUAGUCCUAGUAUUGCAUCAGCUGAGCGUAGAAGUGCAGCGCAAAAGCUCAAAAAGGAGGAAGAAGAAAAGAAAAGACUUCAACAAGAGGCUGAGCUUAAGCGAUUGGAAGAGGAGACUGCAAAUAGAUUGGAGGAAGAAAUAAGGAGAAGGGUUGAAGAGCAGUUGGCUUCUGAGGAAGUUAAACUGGAAAUAGAGAAACGAGUUGAAGAAGGUCAGAGAAAACUCUUUGAAGAUGUUGAAGCUCAACUUCGAAAGGAAAAAGAAGAUGUUCUUAAUGAAGCAAGGCUUAAAGAAGAGCAAGCAAGAAAAGAGAGAGAUGAGCUGGACAAGAUGCUGGAGGAGAACCGGAGGAGAGUAGAAGAGGCUCAAAGAAAAGCUCUAGAACUUCAGCGUAAAGAGGAUGACCGGCUUCGUGAGUUGGAGCUCAUCCAAAGACAAAAAGGCGUUUGGCUUGGCAGGGGAGAGAAACAGCACUAGUACACUGCGUUUGAUGCUAUGGCUGAAAGAGGAACAAUCCAUUGAUUUAUAUUACCUUUACACUUGAAGAUCAUCUCAUCAUCCCCCAAAAAACCCUCCCAAAUCAGUGGAAAACUCAAAAUGUUGCGUGGUUAUUUAUGGGCAUAUGGCAAUUUCUUCUUCUUUUCUUUUUUCGAUACACUGAUGAAUCCACACUUUACAUAGAAUGCUGCAAUUGCUUGUUCCCUGAUUUUUUUAAUGGAAAAUGCUUAAUGUACUACAUAAGCACACCAUAUUUACAUCACACCUCAAAUUUUAAAUCAUACAAAUUUGUCUGCUUCAUAGAUCAUUGUAUAUGAAUAUAGAUGAAAUUUGUCU
Molecule: messenger RNA, 1247 nt
Organism: Cuscuta campestris
Lineage: Eukaryota; Viridiplantae; Streptophyta; Magnoliopsida; Solanales; Convolvulaceae
Source: the annotation of a GenBank genome assembly